AUGGCGCUGGGCGCAUCGGAGCAGGCGCUGCGACGGGUCUGUCGAGGCGAGAGAAGCGCCUGCGGGGCGCUCUGCCUCCUCCUCACCUACCUCAGCGUGGGCUACGCCGAUUAUGUCAUCCUGGAGCAUGUCCUGCUCCAGCCGGGCUUCCGGGGCAGCCUUUGGUGUCCCUUCCAUGCUGUGGCUUUCAACUUCAUCGUUCUGAUGCUCCUGGUCUGUCACACAAGGGCUGUUUUCGCUGACCCAGGUGUGGUCCCACUGCCUGAUACCGCCCUUGAUUUCUCUGAUCUGAGGAGCAGCGGCAGCAGCAAUGCCGCACAUCAGAACAGCCGCAAUAAUGAGGACUGGACUGUGUGCAACCGGUGUGAAACCUAUCGGCCACCACGGGCCCAUCACUGCCGGAUUUGCCACCGUUGUGUGCGCCGGAUGGAUCAUCACUGCCCUUGGAUCAACAACUGCGUUGGGGAACUCAACCAGAAAUACUUCAUCCAGUUCCUCUUCUACACAGGCUUGGCUAGUCUGUAUGCCAUGGGACUGGUGUUGGCCACCUGGCUUUGGCCCGUGGACAGGAGCUCAGCAAGCAAAGCAGAAGGAGCCGAAGGAGGCGUUUCUGGCAACCGCGUCCAAAUUGCUCACCGGAUCAUCUUGCUGGUGGAAUCCAUCCUCUUCGGGCUGUUUGUCACGGUUAUAUUUUAUGACCAGGUGGUCUCCAUCAUCACGGACGAGACCCCGAUCGAACAGCUACGCAACCGGCUUCUGAAAGAGGGCCACCGGGGAGGGACCCAUACGCGGAAACCCAAGAUCGCCCUCCUGCGCGAGGUGUUUGGCCGAGGUUUUGUGAUCUGCUGGUUUUUCCCAUGCAACUGCAAUUCUCCGUCUGCCAGCGGGCCGUCUUACAGCUACCUGCCCAACUACGACGUGUGACCCUCCUCUUGCCUGUCCCUCUGCCUCUGCGCUCACCGCUCUUUCUCUCUUGGUGAGGGCAAAGGCCUCACCCACCUUUGUUUGCUUCAGCUUCCCAAGCAAAAGAAGACCGGACGAGGUGGCCCGAGCUGGAAUGGGCCCGUCAAAUGCUGAAGGGGCGUUGCUGGCUUGGAAGAGUUCGAAUCUCGGUGGUCACCGGCACAUUCUUACCUCUUCUUUUGAACUCCUGGCCCGCGGGUGCAUUUCUCCAAACAGUGGCCACGCUCACAGGCAGCCCUGCCUCGAGAUCUUCUUUAGAAACUGCUUUGACAAGACUUGGGCCUGCGAAACAGUGAGAGCGAGCUCCUGCUUCUUCUGAGCUAAACCCUGCAACCUCGUGAGCCAUUCCACCAGGUCAGAUUUCCCCCAACCUCCGAGAACGAGAAAUUCCAAGGGGGAAGCAGUGACCGCCUGUAUCCCUGGCAGAUCACCCGAUUGCUCAACAGUGACCUUGACCCACUAGGCUGGGGCCCCCCAACGGGAGAUCAGUGGGUGGGGAAGGCAAGAUUAUUUCCCUUUCUGCUUGCCACCCCACCCCACCCCAGUUCAGUCUUUCAGUCAGGAAGCAUUGAUCUCCCGUUCUAGAAUGUGCGGAAGGUAGAACUCUGUCUCCCUUGUUCCCAGAACAGCGUGGUCGGUCCCGAAGAACAGGGGUCAGCACCUUUCCAGCACAGCAUGCCUUCCGCUUGGCCGUGAGUGUGAUCCAUUUUUGCUUUCGAGGGCCCCCUCCUGACUCUUUUCAGACGGUGGGUGAUCACCCAUCUCACAGGAGAGACCUAGUUAAAAGGGACCAUGUCAUUUUACCAGCCCGUUCGGCUCCCUGUUUCAAGAAUGGAGCAUCUGAUGAGCAAUUAAGCACAGUCACUGUCCUGAUUUUUCCGUGCGGGGGGGAGACUGUCCCCCUUGACCUCCUCCCUCUUAUUCAAAACAUAGGGCAAGGAGGGAAGAUGCUUCCCCAUCCCAAAUUUUGUCUCCUGCUUCCUCCAAAGCCAUACAUGGGCCCCCGUAUACGUAUAGAUAGACUUAUUUAUUAACUUUAUUUAUUGAAUCUGCCUCAGUUGCAGUUAAGAAAAAAAACUUAAAUAGAUAACAGCCCAUCAGCGGAUGUUUUUGAAACCAAAUGUCCCAGGAGUGAAACCCCCACCAUCUUAUGCUCCGUGGCUUGGCUCAAAUCGGGGAACUGCUGUCCCCAGAUUGGCCUUCCUUUAUUCGGCUCCCUGGGGCUGAUUGAAGCUGGGGUCCAGUCUAUCAAAAUGGUUGCCGGUGAAGGAGAGCUGGGGUCUCAGGGAUCGACUGAAGAUGAAAAGGCCACGCCUGCAAAAAGUCCCAGUUCUUCCUGCACCUCGGAAAGCAGGGGAGCCCAGCCUGAGUUUCUGGAGGCUUUAACCAGACAGUGUCACCAGUAUCCUGACCCCAGUUCUGCUCCGGGCUUGGUGGAUCUGCCCUUCAGUGAAUUGUGAAGUUCAGUUAACUGAAAGCUUUUAAUUGGGGUGGGCGUGUGCUGUGUCUCCUGGCGAACGGAGCAGCAGAUUUUGACAUUUCAUCAACAGCAUCUCAUACGGGCAGGGAGCAAGGCUGCUAAUGGGGGCUUUAUCCUCUCUCAUAUUUCCUUUUGCCCCUGACCUGAAAGCAGCUUUUCUCAGUCGGGGAUGUGCCUCCACCCCCGUGUGCCUGGAACAGCUCUGUGGUGGAUCCAAAGACUUUAAAUAGACAUGAUCAUGCCUUUAGUCCAAUAGUAGUCUUCGUUUCCAAAAGAAAAGGAGAAGAGAUUUCUCGGGAUUCAGGAAAAAGUAGAUCAACCUUGAUAUGUAUUUGGAAGGAAAUCCUUCAUGUCAUUUUAACACUCUUUUUCUUCCCUCGAUGACUCCUUUCUUUCAUCUCCAUCCCCUUACUUGGUAAACCGCAUCAGGCGGGCAUCCAAUGCCCUCGGUUUUGAUUUGUACUUGCAGAAGACCUUUUCCCCCAUCCCCUUAUUUGGGUAUUUUUUUUAAAAAGCCAGCGGUUUCAUUCAGACUUGGGCAAUGCGUUUUGAACGUUGAACUUUUUUGCAAAAGGAACGGAAAACAGGAAGCACGUGGCAUGGAAUUGGGGCAAUUUUAUGCCAUCAAGCCAUGGUUUCAACAGCCUGCCAACGCAAGGAUGACAGGGUGGAUAGCAAUCCAUAACCUUCAUGUCCUUUAGACAAUGCUCCUGCUUGCAAACUAACGCUGCGUGUCAAAAUGAUGUUUCCUUUCAGUGUUUUGCUGUUUCUUAGGAUAUGUUUAUGUCAGAUGCUUACCCAAGAGGGGUAAAACGUGUGAAGUUUGCACAUUUGAAGGCAACGCUUUUCGUUUUCGUUUUCACAAACCUCCCACCCCGACAGCCGUUCCGGAUGCAACCAAGAGGGUACUGUGAAACUUGAGCUUAUUUUAUUUAUUUUAUUUAUACAUCACGUUUAUAGAGUUGACGUCGAAUUGCCACUCCAGAGAACAAACCAUCCCGUUUGGGGAUUUAAAAAAGGCAGGGAGAGCUCAGAAGGAAAAGACUUUGGGGAGGAAAAUUCUGAAGGGAGAUUUUUUUUGUUUUGUUUUAGUUGGGUGAUCCGAUUGGUAUGUUUUUAAAGCAUGUCUGAGCUUUGCAGAGACAUCCAUUAGAUUUAAGUGCUGCAUUUGUAGACCAUGCUAGGUGGCUAGGAUUUCAAGAGGGGAGUUGUGCCUUAGCAUGUCAUUCAGGGUAUCAUAAAACCCAGAAAAUGAAUUAAUUCAGGAACCAGGUCUGGUACAUCAUAUGAUACAACUAUGUACUCCGAUGCUUAAAAAAAAAACGGAGAAGAAAUCAGUAUAUCUAGCUAGCUAGUCCUUCCCACCCUCCCCAUCCUUCUGUCAAAACUGUACCGAGUCCCUUAGGUGGUCUCUUGUUGAAAAUGAGCUGCAGAUCAGUGCACAUCCAUGUUGCAUUGUUCAUUCAGGACCUUCCGCUCUUGCGAAAGUCCAGGUGAUUUUCUCAAGGCUCUGUCUACUAUGGGUGGAGUGGGGGUGGAAAAUAUAUACAUACCAACACACAUCUGUCUUCGUGUCUGUAUCUCUGUAUCUCUGUGUGGCAAGGGAGGAUCAGGGAAAGCUAGAAUCAGUUAUUCAUUACAGAACCAGGCCGUUUCCCAUAAACAUGCCUGCUGUAAUUUUCAGCGAGGCACUGGGAGGGAGCAGGAACGCUCU
Python bivittatus (Burmese python) is the source of this 4157-nucleotide messenger RNA. RefSeq names its product palmitoyltransferase ZDHHC3-like. Lineage: Eukaryota; Metazoa; Chordata; Lepidosauria; Squamata; Pythonidae. The record is from RefSeq and is a predicted model, not a curated record. Gene Ontology annotation, molecular function: palmitoyltransferase activity.